UGUUAGCAUCGUCGUGGGGCCAGGGGGACGCUAUCGCCGCGCGCACUUGGGAUGAGAACUUCUCGAAUAGGAAGCGGAAGUAGACCCCUAGUCUCCUUGACAGAACGACACUGGAUUGUCUUGGCAUGCCCCAUGCGAGCCACUGAGCGAGCUGGUCUGGCCGAGCGGGUGUGGGCAUGCGGCUCCAUCACCAUCAUGCCACUCCCCUGUUCCCCGGAUUUCCUCUCCCUCUCGCUGCUCUAGCGGCGCCCACGAGCCCGGUUGGACGAGAUUGGAAAGGGGGUAACCCCCCACAGGGCGGGCAGGGUGCAACAACAGACAACCCGGUGCGUGGUCCUGUCCAAUCUCGCUGUCACCCUGAGACGGCAUCGGUCCGAACUCCGGUAGUGGACUGUGUGCGGUUCCGGUCAAGUGGUUCCGACGGCUGUUUGGUUUAUGAUCCGCUCCGGGGAUGUUUUGGGAGAACCAUUUUGGGUUUCAUGUAUCCACCUGGCUGGUUCUCUUCGGUACGCUCGCCGGCGGCGGUAGCAUCCCUGACGGGCUCAGGCUUCCUUGGUUGGGGUCUGUUUGUUUCACCAACAUCUUUCCACCCGCAGCCAGUGUUGCCCAACAAAAUUCAUAUUAUUAAUAACACCGACGCCGGUCAACCCCCAUGACUGCUCGCAGCGGCCCAGCCCCGGUUGUGUUGCAUCAAAGACGGGAGAGCAACAGCACAACCGCCGAUCUUAUUCGAUGGCCCUCGAUGGGCCCCUCGGGAACUCGGCCCUCCUUUGGUCUUGGUGUUGUAAUGAUGCGACGGCCCGUGGGCGAUAUC
This is a messenger RNA of Chaetomium fimeti, 814 nucleotides long. RefSeq lists its product as uncharacterized. The record is from RefSeq and is a predicted model, not a curated record. Bases 177 to 656 code for a protein of 159 amino acids. The transcript has a single exon. NCBI's taxonomy places the organism in Eukaryota, Fungi, Ascomycota, Sordariomycetes, Sordariales, Chaetomiaceae.